Salvelinus fontinalis (brook trout) is the source of this 4123-nucleotide messenger RNA. Its product is annotated as G protein-activated inward rectifier potassium channel 3-like. Gene Ontology annotation, biological process: potassium ion import across plasma membrane; regulation of monoatomic ion transmembrane transport. Gene Ontology annotation, cellular component: plasma membrane. The transcript is spliced from 8 exons. Gene Ontology annotation, molecular function: inward rectifier potassium channel activity. The record is from RefSeq and is a predicted model, not a curated record. The coding region runs from base 1499 to 2899 and encodes 466 amino acids. NCBI's taxonomy places the organism in Eukaryota, Metazoa, Chordata, Actinopteri, Salmoniformes, Salmonidae.
UAAAGGUAGCGCUUUAGGCAUCCAUUUUAACAUGAAACACGAUGAUUAUUCAUAUUAGAAUGACAUUUGCCUGAUUGCUGUUUUGUGUUCUUAUAGCUAUGUAUUACAGAAUACAUUAAAAGUGACAUUGUACAUUUUCUGAGUAAGAAUAGCCUUCUUACUCCGUUAAAAUAUUCCUGUAAUUCAUUGUGUCCCAUAACAGACAGACAGACAGACAGACAGACAGACAGACAGACAUCUAUGACACACACACACACAUACACACACACACUCCCCUCCCCCAUUAUAUUAUUAGCUAUUCCAUAAAUAUAGAUUAUUAGACUAAAAGUAAUGGGAUGGGUUGAGUAGAUAACGUUCAAUCAAGGACAGACAUCCCAGUAUGCAAAAUGACGUUGAAAAUACAUAUUUUCCAGACAUAGAAGUUACGGUCAUUUUAGGUUCUGAAUGGAAGGUGAAAAAACGUAUUUUCUGGAUGUUGAAAUAAGGUUCAUUUUUGGUUUAGAAUGAAAGUUUAAAAGGCGUAAUUUACAGACAUUGAAAAUACUUAUUUUUUGAUCAUUGAUUCUAUGGCCAAAUUUCAACUGCACACACAUUCUCAAUGAAGUAAACAUUAUAGCCCAAAACGAAUUUUUAAAUCCAUGACGAAAGAGGAGCCAAUUGAAGAUUGUAACAUAAAGUAUGAAUUAUUGCUCCCAUUUGCCACAUGCACUCACAUGCACAUAUGUUAGCUUAUUCAAAAGCAUUAAAACUUGCCACGAUUGUGUUCAAAGGAGUCUGACUUAACGAAUAAACCAACAGACCACGGACUAACAACAUUCUGAGUAACGGUUAACAAAAAAAUAUUGCUAUGACUGUGAUAUGUUGUUAGUUCAAUGCACUGACUGUAAGUCGCUCUGGAUUGUCUGCUGAAUGACGAAUAUCAAUGUGAAAACAGAAAAAAAUCUGUCCUAAUCAUAAACAUCGAGUGUUUCACAAGUUUGAACAGCACAGUACAGUACGGCACAGUUCAGUACAGUAGAGCACAGUGCGAUACAGGAAAGUAGAGUUGUAUCCAGUAUAGUAGAGCACAGUACAGCAGGACAGUAGAGUUUAAUUCAGUACAGUACAGUAGAGUUUAAUUCAGUAGAGUAUAGUACAGUACAAUUUAGUUCAGAAGAGUACAUUCGACUAAAGUAGUGUACAAUACAGCACAUUAUACCGUACUAUACUCUGCUGUACUGAGCACAGUAGAGUAGACGUCUAUGAUUGGUUCAUUUUUUUUCCGGUGCCGAUCAAAAAAUCCACGUCCAUGGACUUUGAACCGCACCAACAACAAAAAACAUUUUGUAAAAGACGGCCGGUCUGGACAGGACCAGACAGAGAUGCCCAAAAGACAUCGGCGUUGGACCUUGAUGGACAGAACCCAAUUAAACAGGCAAUAACCAUCGGACAGAGUCUGCCAUAGGAAUAAAUCGAGGACCCAGGAACACGAACACACACACGCACACCAUCAUCCCUGAUGGCGCUUGAGAGCGCUGUUUUCACCUUGAGGCCAGAGUCCCUCUCUCUCCCCGUGGUGGAGAAAGGGAAGGUGCUGGUGGAAGAGGCUACCGAGGUGAUGGUGUCCACCGGAGUGUUUCGUGUGUCCGAGGAACUGGGCCAUGUGGUUACGACAGAUACCGCCCAGCCCUCCGCUAACAGAUCGUGGAAGUCCAAGCUGGCAGAGAGGCAGGCAAAUGCAGCAUCUGAUGAGUAUGUUAAGAAGCUGCCUCGGGUGAUGGAGAAGGAGAGGGGCCGAUUUGGCUGGGCUAAGAGACGUAAGAGGCAGCGCUAUGUGGAGAAGAAUGGCAGAUGUAACGUGUCGCAUGGCAACAUGAGGGAAACGUACCGUUAUCUGACAGAUAUCUUCACCACCCUGGUGGACCUCAACUGGCGCUGCUCUCUCUUCGUCUUCGUUAUGGCCUACGCCAUCACCUGGCUCUUCUUUGGAGCCAUUUGGUACCUGAUAGCGUACCUCAGAGGGGAUCUAGAUCAUCUGGAGGAUGAGACAUGGACACCGUGCGUCAAUAACGUGAACGGAUUCAUCUCGGCCUUCCUCUUCUCCAUUGAGACAGAGACCACCAUCGGUUACGGCUACCGUGUCAUCACUGACCAGUGUCCAGUGGGAACCAUGCUGCUCCUGCUCCAGGCCAUACUGGGAUCUAUGGUCAACGCCUUCAUGGUGGGCUGUAUGUUUGUGAAGAUCUCUCAGCCCAAUAAGCGUGCGGAGACCCUGGUUUUUUCUAAGAAUGCAGUGAUCUCUCUGAGAGAUGACAAACUGUGUCUGAUGUUCCGGGUGGGGGACCUGCGCAGCUCCCACAUUGUAGGGGCCAACAUGAGGGCCAAACUCAUCAAGUCUAAACAGACUCAGGAAGGUGAGUUUAUCCCUCUGGACCAGACAGACAUCAGUGUCGGUUUUGAGACAGGGGACGACCGCCUGUUCCUGGUGUCUCCACUGGUCAUCUCCCAUGAGAUUGACCACCGCUCGCCCUUCUGGGACAUGUCUCAAGGCCAGCUGGAGAAAGACGACUUCGAAGUGGUCGUCAUCCUGGAGGGAAUGGUGGAGGCCACAGGUAUGACGUGCCAGGCCCGGAGCUCUUACCUGGCAGAUGAGGUCCAGUGGGGUCACAGGUUCAGCCCUAUGAUGUCACUGGCCGAAGGGUUCUUUGACAUCGACUAUGGCGCCUUCCAUCAAACCUUUGAGGUGGGCACUCCCUCCUGCUCAGCGCACGAACUCUCAUUGACGGCAGCCCGAUUGGAGGCUCAUCUGUAUUGGUCAAUCUCCAGUAAACUGGAUGAAGAGAAAUGGGAGGGAUCUUCUCUGACCAACCAAUCAGGAAAGCAGCUAGACAAUGGGAAAGGAGGGGUCGUUGAUCACUAGAAUACAAGAGCAGUCAGGACCAGGAGAGUUGAAUGGUUGUGUCACCACCGACCAGUCAGAAUCAGAGGCCUAAAGUAGAUCUGAUAGAGUUCCAAAAUGGCACCCUAUCCCCUAUACAGUGCACUACUUUUGACCAAAGCCCUGUACUAUAUAGGGAAUAGGCUGCCAUUUGGGACAUACUUUCAAUCAAUGUCAUGACAGGAGGACCCACAACUACAGUACUGUAAAUUACUUUUAGCUAAUGUAUAGUAUACAGCCAUAGAACAUUUGUUCCCAAGGGAGAGAUGGGUGGUUUAAAAAGGCUCAUUGCUACUUCAUUGCUUUAUUUAAUAACACUGACUAGAAAUGACAAAUUAUAUCAAUUACAUUUUGUCUUUAUGAUAUUUCAUUCUUACCACGAGCGUCUGUGCUAUACUAGAAUUAUAUUCAAUCUUCUAUUGUUAUUGCUCUAAUCACCUCUGGCAACAUACAUGAUAUUAAUUAAUACACUGUUAUUUCAACGAAUGAAGUAUUGACAAUUCUUUGUCAGGAAAGAGGAUGUUCAGCCAGGUAAGAUACUGAAAUGUUCAGAGACAUAGAAAGAGCAGCUUGUUUUGGAACACUCCGGAACGUUCAGAGACAGAAAGAGAAGCAUGUCGUGUUGGCUGAAUGGGAGAGUCAAUGUUUAAAAAGGAAAUCUCUAUUACAGAUAAUGGUUGAUUGUGAUAGAAGAGACCAUGUAUGUUUUUCACUUUAACGUGUAUAGAGGAUAUAAAGGAAUAGAUUGAAAUGGUAUCUCUACAUCUGUAUCUAAAAACCAAAACAAGGAUUGUUUUAAAAGAUAUAUAGAAGUGUACAUUAAGAAUGGAUGACAUUAAAACAACCUCUGUUUUGUGACUCAUUUAGAUGUAAAAUCAUUUCUGUGUUCACUUAAAAUGUUCACAUCACAAGUACUGUAGCUUAUCACUGACCCCAUCCCAAUAGGGUGAGUAGUGGAAGUAUUCAUCCUACAAGCUUUGAGAUAAAACCAAGCAUUUGCUCUCUUGGGAAUGUUUCCGUGCGCUUUCACAUAGAAUAUAAGUAGCACAAUGAAAUAUCUUCUUUCGAUAGCCUCAUAGGAUGUAAACACACCAAUGUCCUGCUCAGCUCAGCCCAAACUCCUGCUUCUGCUGCUGUGUACAUAUGUGAGCGUUUUUAAUAUUGAAUUCUAUAAGAAUUAAUAAACUGUAUUCCACACAAACUUUA